Molecule: messenger RNA, 1759 nt
Organism: Beta vulgaris subsp. vulgaris (sugar beet)
Lineage: Eukaryota; Viridiplantae; Streptophyta; Magnoliopsida; Caryophyllales; Amaranthaceae
Product: F-box/LRR-repeat protein 3-like
Exons: 7
Coding region: 1-1560 (519 amino acids)
Biological process (GO): SCF-dependent proteasomal ubiquitin-dependent protein catabolic process
Cellular component (GO): SCF ubiquitin ligase complex
Molecular function (GO): protein binding
Source: RefSeq, a predicted model, not a curated record
AUGACGGCAGAUGUUAAUCUAACGCUUUGGUCGAAACUCGGCGUACCCGAUCGAUUAUUCGAGCCUUUGAGCGUGUCUCUCGAUUAUCACAACCAAACUCUAUCAUCGACCCUUCUCGGAAUGUUUAAUCAAGAGGCUGAAACUCGGAAAAAGUUGCAAUUCAAUAUGAGUAUCAGAGGUGUAAAACUCAGGUUUCCAAUACUUGAAGAAUUAGCAAGGAAUCAAACGUUGGAGUUAGACUUAAAUAUUAGGGGAUAUUAUUGGUCAUCAAGUGAUGAUUGGUCAUCAAGUCAUGGUUGGCCGACUAAUUUAAGGCAUCCCACUCUUGACAUGUCAAGUUGCCAGAAUGUGAGCGAUACAGGCUUGUCUUCAUUAACAAGCGGGACUGGCUGUCUUCAGCAAUUGACAUUAGCAUAUGGUUCUCCUGUCACUCUUGAUCUUGCUCGUAGUUUGCAGAGGCUGUCUAAACUGCAAUCCAUCAAACUAGAUGGUUGUGUAGUUACAUGUUCUGGUCUUCAGGCCAUUGGUAAUUACUGUGCUUCAUUACGGGAACUGAGCCUGAGUAAAUGCUCUGGUGUGACUGAUGAAGGCUUGUCUUCCUUGGUUAAGAAACAAAAGGAGCUCCGAAAGCUAGAUAUUACAUGUUGUCGGAAGUUAACUUGUGUAUCCAUUGCCCAGAUUGCGUAUUCUUGCGCGUUUCUCACAUCUCUGAGGAUGGAGUCUUGUACUCUGGUUCCUAGAGAAGCCUUCGUUCUUAUAGGUCGGAGAUGCCAUCUUCUGGAGGAGCUUGACCUUACUGAUAAUGAGAUAGAUGAUGAAGGUCUAAAGUCCAUCUCCAAGUGCUCAAAACUAUCGAUUCUUAAACUUGGAAUCUGCUUGAAUAUAACUGAUGAGGGGCUGAGUCAUAUAGGCAACCGCUGCUCUAAGCUUGUGGAACUUGACUUGUACAGAUCUAUGGAUAUUACAGAUUCAGGCAUCACAGCCAUUGCACGUGGUUGUCUUGCUCUAGAAAUGAUCAACAUAUCAUACUGCAAAGGCAUCACAGAUGCUUCGUUGAUAUCGAUGUCAAAAUGUGCAAAAUUAAACACAUUAGAAUGCCGAGGAUGUCCUCUUAUAAGUUCUCUAGGCAUAGCAGCUAUUGCAGUCGGAUGUAAGCACCUCACUAAGUUGGAUAUAAAGAAGUGCUACAACAUUAAUGAUUUUGGAGUUCUACCUCUUGCUCAUUUCUCUCAGAAUCUUAAAGAGAUUAAUCUGUCAUGUACAUCAAUUACAGACGUUGGCCUGUUGUCCCUCGCCAGCAUAAGUUGUUUACAGAGCAUGAUCAUAUUGCACUUGAAAGGAUUGAGCCCAAGAGGUCUAGCAGCAGCCUUAUUAGCCUGUGGAGGGUUGACAAAAGUUAAGCUUCACUCGUCAUUCAAAUCUUUGCUUCCACAACCACUUUUUGGACAUCUAGAAGCACGUGGCUGUGUGUUCCAAUGGAGAGAGAAAGUGUUUCAGGAUGAGUUAGAAGACUCCAAGUCUUGGAAACUGCAACUUGCAGAAAUGAACAAUGACUCCUAAAACUAAUCUUGCUUGAAAGAUGAUGACCAUGAUCUUGGAUUACAUACUUGUCCGAGGAUAAAGCUGAGGGGCUUUUAGGGGUGUCGCCGGAUGGCCCAAAGUUCAGACUUCAAAGUUUAGUUCAAAUUUGUCGGACUGGAUUAGACUCAAAAAGGGUUGGAUUGUAUUUAGACUAAAUAAAUUUCGGGUCCCUAAUAUC